AUGCCACCCGAAGGAAGCACGAGGGCUGGGAUACUGUCAGGUUGCCCAAGCCUAGACAGGGGAAGUCGAGAGGCGGAGGCCGGAUUCGAACUACGGACCUUCCGGCCAGUAAAUUCGCGCACCAACCACUUGGGCCACCUCGCCCCCGCUACUGAGGAUAAGCUUUCCAGAGAGGGGAAACUAGAGCAGUGGUCGAAACUGCGCUGGUCACUGCCGUCUUCCUGGAUGGGGACCCCGAGACGGGCCAUAUCAAUGGCUAGAGACAUUAUCAGACAUGGCCCAGUCGCGCCCUCAAUGGCGCACCUCCUUUUGCAACCCCAACCCCCACUUGACAGCCCACUGACAGUGCUGGAUUUAUGCACCAAUUUACUAGCUCGCGCAUGCAAUGCGCAGCUACCUACCCCCCCCCCUAAAUCAUUGGUGAGCGAAACUGCAGCAGCCACACCCAAUGUACGACGAGUACGCGGCCGAUCCAUAAAGCAGUAUGGAUCGCACCGGCCUGUCUACUUAACCACCUUCAAUGUUCGCACGCUGAAGCGAGCGGCUCAACAGGUGGCUCUUGCGCGUGCGCUGGAUUCCCUCUGUAUUGAUGUAUGUUGUCUGUCAGAAACAAGGACUCAGGUUACAAGUACUGUGAUCGAACUGACUGUCCGCUCGCUCUCUCAGGUUCCGGCUGCGGACCUCUGGUGA
Messenger RNA from Opisthorchis viverrini, 690 nucleotides. RefSeq lists its product as hypothetical. The record is from RefSeq and is a predicted model, not a curated record. The transcript has 4 exons. Lineage: Eukaryota; Metazoa; Platyhelminthes; Trematoda; Opisthorchiida; Opisthorchiidae. Bases 1 to 690 code for a protein of 229 amino acids.